AUGGGUAUACUCAAUCAAGAAAGCCAACACCACAGUGGUUCACAAACCGAUUGUGGACAGAUGCAGUCACUCUUGGGAAUGCAGCCCCAUAUGUUUAAUAAAAUCAUGCAUGAUGUUUGCAAUUACGACACAUACUUCAUUCAAAAGUGCGAUGCUGCUUGUGUUUUAGGUCUUCUUUUGGAGCAAAAACUUACAGCUUCUUUACAGAUUCUUGCUUAUGGCGUAGUUGUACGCCGAGUUGAUGAGAUUGCUAGGAUGGGGAAAUCCAUUAUCCUAAAGAGCUUGGUCAGAUUCUAUGAGGCAAUCAAAACUCUCUACAUGAGGGAUUACCUCAGCAAACCUACGACUAGGGACCUCCAAAGGCUUCUGCAAAAAGUUGAGGCUCGAGGUUUUCCAGGUAUGAUUGUAAGCAUCGACUGCAUGCACUGGCAGUGGAAGAAUUGCCUAACUGCCUGA
Molecule: messenger RNA, 456 nt
Organism: Prunus armeniaca (apricot)
Lineage: Eukaryota; Viridiplantae; Streptophyta; Magnoliopsida; Rosales; Rosaceae
Source: the annotation of a GenBank genome assembly